AUGGCUACUCUAACUUGUGUUAUCGCAACUGUACCAGGCAUCUUGUCUAAAGCUAUUAUUAUAGUUAAAGUAAACAACGUUGAUGAAAAUACUCUCAUUGAUACUGGUAGCUCUAACAGUUUAAUUAAUAAAGAAUUUGUUCAAAUUCACAAAAAAAUAUCUUAUCCAAAAAUGGGCAGUUACUUUUGGCAACAAAUACCUUCAUUCAUCAAAAUUAAAAGGUUAUGUUCUUGUUGA
Macrosiphum euphorbiae (potato aphid) is the source of this 237-nucleotide messenger RNA. The record is from the annotation of a GenBank genome assembly. NCBI's taxonomy places the organism in Eukaryota, Metazoa, Arthropoda, Insecta, Hemiptera, Aphididae.